GUUAUACUAAAUCUGUCACCUCUGACCUAUGAUCGGUCGUUGACCCCAAGUUUGCCAGCUGUCGGCAUGUCUUGAUAUGGUAGUGUUCACAACAAAAUUCUUGGGCGUUGGAAACGCUGCGUCACGUCUGUGUAGUUCUAUGUCGAUGUUGGACAACAGUCUGUGUUUGAAGUAACGUUUAUGGGUACGUUCUACUGCUGAAUAGUAAAAGAUGCCUCGCCGGAAACCAGUGCCAUCCCUCAGGUCGAUGUGUCUGACGUUCUUCCGGGACUUCGACAGACUUGCAGCCGCCAGUCAACAGCAGGGAGUAACGGUCAACAGGCUGAUUCGGAGACUGCCACUAUCCAUUGUGGAAGACCUUCUCCAAACUGUCCCUAUGUCUCCUGUUGAGGCCCUGCAGUUCUUACACCCCUACCUGAAGAAGUUUAACAUCUUCGUCUCCGAGGAGGACCUCAAUGAGAGCCUUAUAGACCAAUAUACGACAUGUCUGAAGACAUCAAAGGGUCUUCGACAAGUAGGCAUCAAAGUAAGCGGAGAUGUCUUGAUGGGGCAAAGGUUCAUAGGAGCGGUCCUGAGAUCCACCACCAAACUCGUACAACUCAAUGUAUCAGACAGCCCGUUUAAUGAUGACCUCAUGGAAGCUCUGGCAAUAAGCUGCCCAUCGCUACAAGAUCUGAACAUCAGCAAGUGUAAACACGUAACCAACGUUGGGCUCAUCACCCUGUACUGCCCUGGGGACGAGAUGAACUCUGGCUGCAGAAACCUGACCAAUCUCAAUGUGUCUUCCACAAGUCUCACGUGUGACGGCGUCCUCUUCGCGCUACAAGGUUGGCCAAACCUGCUCAAACUGGAUGCAGACAUGCUGGAUUUUCCUCCUGAGGGUGUUGCUAUACCUUCAGGAAAGUACAAACUUAAGACGAUAAAUUUUCCUGUACGUUACGAGUCGCUCGAGCAAGUUCACCAUCUCUUUCCCAACCUGAGGAGCAUGGAUCUGAGCAAUUAUGGUGUACAUUAUGAUGAAGCGCCCCCUGUUGGAGCACUGGGUCAACUGCAGUUCUUAGAAGAACUGAGCAUAGACGCAGAGAACUUUCCACCUCACGGGAUUGAUAUAUUCAAAUCACUUGGGAGUAGAAUCAAGAUACUUGAACUGUACGGCUACCGCGGCGUGGAUUUAGCCGAGGUUGCCAUGACGUUCCCUAAUUUGGUCAGGCUGGUUUUGUUUGGCUGUCACUUUGUGAACAGCGGCCGAAAAUACCCGAGCAAAGCCGAACUGCCGAAGCUUCGAGCUUUCAUGUUCUUUCGCCUCGGUCCGUACCAGUCAGUCGAGGAGAGCUUUCCCGCGGAAGAUUUCUGCAACCUCCUGGCGACUUGCAAGGAAAUUGAGUUCCUUGAGCUGACAAGUAUUCAAGUGUGGACUCCCGAGGUGAUUGACACUUUGUCGAACGCACUGCUGAUUUGUUUGUUGAACAGGGACGUAUUUCAACAUUUGCGUGAACUGCAGCUGUGGUACUGUCAUAGGUUUACCACCCGGGGAAUCCUACCUUUAGUUAAUCGUAGUGAUAGUGGUCUGAAGAAACUUGGGCUGCAUCAUUGCGACGGUCUGUCAGAGGACGAUCUGCAAGAAAUCGAAGAGAUCAUCCACAGAAAUAACCUGGACCUUACGCUUAGAUACUGAGUUCUUUUUCGCCCUAUCACAUUGAUUUAAAUUCUGGAGACAACAAAUGAACAAAUGACAACUGCACUUACGCCAGAUUAUACCAGACGUUCCAAACAUGGCCCAAAGCCUGUUUUGAAUGAAAUAGCCUUUACCCUUACAUGUAAUUUCCAGCUACUAAAAUGGCAACAUUUCCGGUGACAAAGGCUUUUUACACUCAUUUUGAAAAGGGUACUUGUUGGCAUGAAAAUGCACCUUCUGCUCAUGCCUCUAUUUGUGACCUAAUACUUUGAUAGAUAUGUCAAUUAAUUUUA
This is a messenger RNA of Branchiostoma floridae (Florida lancelet), 1968 nucleotides long. RefSeq lists its product as uncharacterized. Bases 212 to 1675 code for a protein of 487 amino acids. Gene Ontology annotation, cellular component: SCF ubiquitin ligase complex. The transcript has 5 exons. The record is from RefSeq and is a predicted model, not a curated record. NCBI's taxonomy places the organism in Eukaryota, Metazoa, Chordata, Leptocardii, Amphioxiformes, Branchiostomatidae. Gene Ontology annotation, biological process: SCF-dependent proteasomal ubiquitin-dependent protein catabolic process.